UUUUUAUAAACUUUAUUAAACAAGGCUAUUCUAAAAUCUAAAACAUGUCCUCCGUUCCUAACCCCAAGGUCUUCUUUGACAUUGCUAUCGAUGGUGCGCCUGCUGGCCGCGUCGAAAUGGAGCUUUUUGCCAACAUAGUCCCCAAGACCGCCGAGAACUUCCGCGCUCUGUGCACCGGUGAGAAGGGGUUUGGCUACAAGGGUAGCUCAUUCCACCGCGUGAUUCCCCAGUUCAUGCUCCAGGGCGGUGACUUCACCAACCACAACGGCACUGGUGGCAAGUCGAUUUAUGGCGAGAAGUUUGCUGACGAGAACUUUGCCAUUAAGCACUCUGGCAAGGGUGAUCUUUCCAUGGCUAAUGCUGGCAAGAACACCAAUGGAUCCCAGUUCUUCAUCACCACGAUCAAGACUUCCUGGCUCGAUGGCGCUCACGUUGUCUUUGGCAAGGUCACCAAGGGCCUUAAGGUUGUUGACAAUGUCGAAACCAAGGGAACUGCAUCGGGCAGAACCAGUGCCAGGGUUACUAUUGCAGAUUGCGGCCAGCUGUAAGGAGUUGCCUAGAAGUAAAUUUAAUUACGAACAAAUUAUCAAUUUAAAUAAUAAACAAUUAAUUGAAUUGAAAUAUACUCUUUAGCUGAAUUAGAAACAUAGCAGUGUUUGGCCGUAGAUUUCAACCAUGGUUUUUUAAAUAAAAUAUAUAUAUGGU
Molecule: messenger RNA, 705 nt
Organism: Kickxella alabastrina
Lineage: Eukaryota; Fungi; Kickxellomycota; Kickxellomycetes; Kickxellales; Kickxellaceae
Product: peptidyl-prolyl cis-trans isomerase A
Exons: 1
Coding region: 45-548 (167 amino acids)
Biological process (GO): protein peptidyl-prolyl isomerization; protein folding
Cellular component (GO): intracellular membrane-bounded organelle
Molecular function (GO): peptidyl-prolyl cis-trans isomerase activity
Source: RefSeq, a predicted model, not a curated record